GAAUUCAUUCGCUAAAGACAUCAUUUUAGAAACUACAUUUAACUUGAAACCGUGUAACACAUUUCAGGGGAUAGAAGAUCGACUGUCUUGGAUUAACUGAUAUUGAUAAUAUUAUAAAUUUCAUAACUACGUCACCACAAGAGAAGAAAGAUUAUUAGUGUUCUAACCAGCAGCUAAGAGCGAUAAAUAAUGAAGACCCACAUACUAACAGGGAAACCUGUGCUCACGUCACUAAAACCUUUGGACCUGUCCACAUGUACAAAACAGGAUAUUUUAGAUUAUUUUGAGAAUUCCUACGACUUAUAUGAAACCCUGUUCACGUCAUUGAAUGAUGAUAAUGUCUUCUAUAUGUGUCCAGAUAGACUUCGAUUGCCUCUUAUAUUCUAUUUUGCUCAUACAGCCGUUGUCUAUGUCAAUAAACUGAUGUUGGCAAGACUUUUAAAGGAAAGAGUUAAUAUAGAGUUUGAGACGAUGUUUGAGACAGGAGUAGAUGAGAUGUCUUGGGAUGAUACUGAAAAUUAUCGUAUGGGGGGAAGUUAUAAAUGGCCGUCUAUCCAGACUGUUGUAGAAUAUCGUCAACAAGUUCGAAAUAUUAUAAAGAACAUUAUACAAGAAACUCCAUUACAAUUACCAAUUACUAUGGACAGUCCUUGGUGGGCAAUGGUGAUGGGAUUUGAACAUGAUCGUAUUCAUUUGGAAACUUCGUCAGUUCUGAUUCGUCAACUGCCUGUUGACAUGGUAACCAAACCUGAUGGAUGGAUUUACGGACCCAUGAAACAUGAUCAAGGUGUAAAGGAGAACCCUAUCAUACAAAUGGAAGCCACGGAUGUUACUUUGGGUAAACCAGAAAACUUCCCAUCCUAUGGCUGGGAUAAUGAAUAUGGAUUGUUCGAUUGUCAUGUGCCUCGCUUUGAGUCAACUAAAUAUCCUAUCACCAAUAGGUGGUUCUUAGAAUUUGUAAAAGAUGGUGGUUAUAACAAACGUGAACUUUGGACAGAAGAUGGUUGGCAAUGGAAAGAAUUUAAACAAGCUAAACAUCCAUCAUUUUGGGUCUGCAAUAAGGGAUGUAAAGGUAACUGUGGUGCCAGUCUCACUGAUUAUUCUCACUGCCAACCUUCUAAUAAUAACAACGACUUUCACAACAAAAAUAAACAAGGCGUGUCCGGCUAUUGGUAUCGUGCUAUGUUUGAUGAAUUAGAUCUACCCAUGGAUUGGCCUGUUGAAGUAACAUAUCAUGAAGCUAAGGCAUACUGUGCUUGGAAAGGUCCGGAAUUUAGACUACCCGCUGAAGCUGAACGUCAUGUGAUGCGAGGUUCUGAGAAAACAGAAACUGAGAGUACAUCAUGUGAUAUAAUUUAUCAAGAUACAAUACCAGCUAAUCUGAACAUGCAGUAUGGAUCAUCUACCCCUGUAAAUCUCUAUCCUGCCAAUGAUGUCGGUUUCUGUGAUGUUUAUGGUAAUGCAUGGGAAUGGCAUGAAGACCAUUUUAAUGGAUUUAAUGGAUUCCAUACACACCACCUAUAUGACGAUUUCUCGUCACCCUGUUUUGACGGCAAACACUAUAUGAUACUGGGUGGUUCCUGGAUAUCUACAGGAGAUCUGGCUUCACGAUUUGCUCGCUACGCUUUCCGUCCACAUUUUAUUCAACAUCUUGGUUUCCGUGUGGUAAGAAAUACACACAACUCUGAACAGGCUAACCUACCAAUCCGAGUUAUAUCCAAUGAUACGUUUGUACUGGGUCUUGGUGAAACUAAGAGUAAUAUCAAUUUUGAUACAACCGAAGUAGAAUUAGUGGCGGUGCCUUCUACCAAUUACCACUAUGUCUACGAAUCUGAUGUCUCAUUAUUUGGGAUACUUCAAUUAGAAUUUGGAUUUCGGGAAAGUAUGCCUAGAGUUCUAGCAGAGUACACUUCUAUGUUGACCAAAUUAUUUGACAUUGUUCCUGGCACCUGUGCUGUGUUUGGUUCUGGUGCCGGACAAUUGGCUUUUCUACUGAGUAGAAAUUACGACACUGUUUUAGGUGUCGAAAUAUGUGCCCGGUUUGUUGACGCAUCAAUCAAACUACAAACUAACCAAAGUCUUUCAGUGCCUGAUACUUACAAUCAGAACCAGACAUUUACCCUAGAUUCUGAUGUUAAAACCAAAAAUAUUGUCUUCAAGCAGUUGACAUGGAUACCAAACGAAAUUAAUCCAAAUGACUUGGUGUUAAUGACUCAUCUACAUAGAGUUCAAAACCCUCAAGCCUGGUUAUUGAGACUAUGGGAGAUUACCAAACCAACUGGACUCGCUGUCAUUGCUUCUAUUGAUAACAGAUGGACACCCAAGGAACUUAGUCCAAUUCUUUCUGAUAAGCUCCAACUUGUCAGAUGUGAUGAAAUUGAAUUUGAAACUGACAAAAGCCGCCUUACAGCUACAGUUACCGCAUGGAAGCAUCAUUAGGGGCCACGCUCAAACACGCCUUAAUAACAGACCAAAAUUUUGUUUAUUUUACUUUUUAAAAAUAUUCUGCCAUAUUUUAUCUUAUUAAUAUAAAUGGUUUUGGAGCUGUAGGGAUAGCUCAAUUUUUACACUUUUGUGUUUUAGCUUUUUAACAUUAUUUUACUAAUGACUAUUAUUAUACACUUACUGACCAGCAUUUGCUGAUGAUAAUCAUAUAACAUAUGUAAUUUAGUUUAUUAAAUAUGUUAAUUUACAUGUUGCCUUGUAACUCUGAAGGAGAAGGCGAGGGAGGGGGACACAUCGAACUGACAAUAAAGUAAUUACUAAUAUCUCCAAUGUUAACUAGAGCUGAAUAGUAUUUAAACUUCAAGUAGUAAAGCGCUUAAACAUUUAUUAGAAAUAAUCAGCACUUUAUUUUUAAACACCGUUUGGCCACAUUAUGCGUUUGUAAAAUAAACAAACAAUAAAAACCAUUCUGUUAUUUUUAAAUAUAUAUGUUUAGAUUAGUAAUUCUUUAUAUAAUGAAAAAAUGGGGUAACGGGCGGAGAAUUCUAUAUAAAUUUAAUUGGGUUUAUGGUUGACGAUCUGAGAAAUUUAAAAUAUAUAAUGACAACGUAAAUACCAAUGAAAGGGCAAUGGUUAAAAUGUUUUAAUGUCUUAUUUACAAACUUUCUUGUUGUAUUUUAAUAAAAAUAAAAAGAUAAUUUUCA
Patella vulgata (common limpet) is the source of this 3149-nucleotide messenger RNA. RefSeq lists its product as uncharacterized. Bases 190 to 2439 code for a protein of 749 amino acids. The transcript is spliced from 18 exons. The record is from RefSeq and is a predicted model, not a curated record. NCBI's taxonomy places the organism in Eukaryota, Metazoa, Mollusca, Gastropoda, Patellidae.